Messenger RNA from Trichomycterus rosablanca, 1089 nucleotides. It is a transcript of the gene dhrs13a.1, whose product is annotated as dehydrogenase/reductase (SDR family) member 13a, tandem duplicate 1. The transcript is spliced from 5 exons. Bases 70 to 1026 code for a protein of 318 amino acids. The record is from RefSeq and is a predicted model, not a curated record. Lineage: Eukaryota; Metazoa; Chordata; Actinopteri; Siluriformes; Trichomycteridae.
GCUUCUCUUCGUCUGGAGAAGUUCUGAUUCUUCUUACUACACUAAAUCUACAGCUUUACAUCUGCUGUCAUGUUUACCUUACUGAUGACAUGCGCAGUUCUGCUCUGUAUUUAUAUCAUCGUGUGUUUAACUGUGUUAAACAUGCCGAGGUGCGAAAGUUCUGCUAAACUACAUGGAAAGACGGUCAUCAUUACUGGUGCUAAUACAGGUAUUGGGAAGGCUACGGCACUGGAGCUUGCGAAAACAGGAGCACGGGUGAUACUGGCAUGCAGGGACAAGCAAAGAGCCGAGGCUGCUGUGAAUGAUAUUAGAAAGGAAAGUGGUAAUAAUGAGGUUGUGUACAUGCAUUUGGAUCUGGCCAGUCUUCAGUCUGUUCGCUCUUUUGCUGAGACCUUUCUCAAGACUGAACGUAGACUGGACAUCCUCAUCAACAAUGCUGGCCUGGUAACACAAGGCAAGACGGAGGAAGGUUUUGGAAUGAUUUUUGGCGUCAAUCACAUUGGUCACUUCCUGUUAACCAUGCUGUUGCUUGAUCGACUGAAAGAGUGCGGGCCCAGUCGUGUGGUGACCGUAGCCUCACGCGCUUAUGAAAUUGGAAACAUCGACUUUGACUGCAUCAAUACCCAUAAAGAUCUGCGCCUGGGGAACUCUUCUAUAGACCUGCUUAGAAUCUACUCACACAGUAAACUCUGCAACGUCCUGUUCACCCACGAGCUGGCCAAGAGGCUGGAGGGCACAAAAGUCACCUGCUACAGUCUGCAUCCAGGUCCUAUAAAAACAGACAUCGGGCGUUAUGCCAGCUUUUGGUGGAAGAUGAUCUUUGUGCCCAUUACAGCACUGUUCUUUGUGGAUGUGGAGUCAGGAGCCCAGACUACCCUCCAUUGUGCAAUCCAGGAGGGCAUUGAGCCUUUAAGUGGACGUUAUUUUUCCGGGUGUGCUGUACAGAAGGUGUAUGCCAAGGCUAGAGAUGAUGCAACAGCCAAGAAGCUUUGGGAAGUAAGCGAACGACUGUGUGGCCUAGCUUAAACUUACAUCAGUAUAAGAAAAUGCUUGGGAAUUCCUUGUAAUGACCAUGAGUUCUGCAUUAAU